GGGAGUCGUGCUCACAAAUGGCUGCAGAGAGAAGUGCGGAUCUCCGGCAUCGAUACUACUUCGCGCACUGACUCUGUGCCGACUCCACGAGGUCCGCUCAGGAUUUUAUGUCUCCAGCGAUGGAGGCCCAGGGAAGCAGUGAAGUCUUGCAGGCGGAGAGAGAGCGGAUUCGCCGGGAGAUCCUGGAGUUGGAACAGCGCCUGGUGGGAGUGGGCGCCAUUGAGGAGCUGGGAGGCAAAGCGGGCGGAUAUGAUGAAGAGGAAGAGGAGUGCAUCCAACUGGUGGAGACCUCUGGCAGGGAAACUGCAGCUCAGCUCCCGGACAGCAUUUCGGAUGAUGAGGGAGAUGACCUUCCUGAGGACCCUGAAACCUGCCUGCAGAUGAAUCUGGUGUACCAAGAGGUCAUUGUGGAGAAGCUGCAGGACCUGGAGUUGCUGCUCACCCACAAUAAGGAACAACAGGCUGAAAUCAUGUGUGACCUGGCAGGACAAGGUGUAGAGAAGUCAAAAUCAGCAAAGAGUCAGUCCUCCCUGUUCCUGGGGCACUUCAUGAAACCAUACUUCAGGGAUAAAGUGACUGGUCUUGGUCCUCCAGCAAACCAAGACACAAAGGAGAAGGCUACACAAGGCAUAAAAUCCUUUGAGGAAUUUCUCAUAACUAGCUGGAAGCAGAAAGAGAAGGACAAGCUAAGAGUCUCGAUUGCAAAUGAUUCGACCCAGCGGCUGCUGCAGCCUAAACUCAUGAGGCUUGAGUACCUGAACAAAAAGCUGGAACUUUCCCGCAAUGAAAAGGAGAAAAAUAGCUUGAGGAAGCAGAUUGGUGAAACUGAGCGAGAAAUGGAAGAGAUCAACCAGAUGACACAACGGCAGUUGUUGGGAAACAGGUUUGAUGACCACGAUUGGAUAAAGAUUGCCAACAUUGAUUUUGAUGGAAGUCGCAAGGCAGAAGAUAUUAAGAGGGUCUGGCAGAACUCUGAACACCCAAGCAUUAACAAAGGACAGUGGAGCAGCCAAGAGACGCAGCAGCUAAUUGAGAUCGCAGAGAGAUGUGGCUGUGUGGAUUGGGAGUGGAUUGCAAGUGAGCUAAAGACAAACCGUACCGCUUACAUGUGCCUUCAAAAGUACCAAGAGCAUAACAAGGACCUGAAGAAGAGAGAGUGGACCAAGGAAGAAGACCAGAUGCUUACUGAACUAGUGCAAAAAAUGAGAGUUGGAAACUUCAUCCCAUAUACAAAGAUUGCGUACUUUAUGGAGGGACGGAAUGGUAGCCAGAUUUUGUAUCGCUGGUCCAAGUCUCUAGAUCCCACACUCAAAAAAGGGCCCUGGUCACCAGCAGAAGAUGCGCUUCUCCUGAAGGCAGUGGCAAAAUAUGGAAGCCGGGACUGGUUUAAGAUUCAAGAGGAAGUGCCUGGGAGGAUUGAUGCCCAAUGUAGAGACAGGUACCGGAACGGUUUAGAUCAAAAUGUGAGAAAAGGAAAAUGGACAGAACAGGAAGAGAGCACCUUUAAAGCGCUGAUCGAGAAGCAUGGAGUUGGCAAGUGGGCCAAGAUAGCUGCAGAGCUAUCAGGCAGGACAGACACUCAGUGCCUUAGUAAAUGGAAAAUACUAACAGGUCUGAAGAAGGCUCAAGGGACACGGAAAAGGAAGAGGAGGCGACAAGUCACGAAGUUGAGUUGGGAAAGCAGCUCCGAGGAGAGUUCUGAGGACUUGGAGGAGGAUGACAAAAUCUUGGAGGAGAUGGAGCAGGAGCAAGAGGAAGACGAUGAGCAAGAGGAAGACGAUGAGCAAGAGAAAGUCCAGAAGAUAGAACAAAAGAAAUUGAGGGUAAAACAUAAGAAGCCACGUGAGACCAUAGUGUUGGAUGUGGACCAGUGGGUCCCAGUUGUAGAAAAUGAACAGCCAACUGGUGAGAAAAGCACAAACUGCCAAGAUGAAAACACAGCAAUGGAACAGCCUUUGGACAAUUGGAAGAUUGAAAGUCAGAACCAUCGCGGGAGACCCAAGUCUAGCAAGAUCUGGAGAAAUUUCCCUGAGACAACCAGCGCCGUCCCAAGUGCGGGUGAAACGGGUGUAGGAUCAGCAGACAGUGCAUCAUCUGCAUUAACAACAGUGCUGGAGCCAGACCCACCUCCCAAAAUUGCCCAGUGCCCAGUGGCAAAUAAUGCGCAACAGGAACCUCCAGCAUCCCAAAGGGAUCCCAAGCAGGCAAGGUGCAGGAUGCCCGCAGCAUACCUCUCUGAAAGGAAUUUGGACAGAAGUUUGCUUGCAGAGAUCUCCCGCUGGACUAAAAGGCCAUUUGUUCGGACAGAAAUUGAUGUCCUGCGUGAGAAACUGGAGGCAACUGGUUUAAGCAGCACUCCUGUUUUUGUAUUCUUGCUACAGGUGUUCCGGAUUGACAAAGAAGGCUGCAUGCAGAUCAUAAAAGACAAGAUGAAUAAGGCUGAUCAAAGCUUGCCAGUCAACAAGAGUGAAGACAAUUCAAGGCUAGGCCCUCACCUGAACCAAGUGAAAGGAACCACCAUUGACGUAGGCAAUGGGCAGACCAUGGAAAUGAGUCGGUUCAAGCUGAGUUCUGCACCUCUGAGGGAGAAACCAAAGACUGUCCUAGAGUUACUCGCUGAGAAGCGAAGAGCUGGGGGUCUGGCGAAAGCCUCGUGCCCUGUGCCCAGGCCUGUCAUCAUUCCCCAGCCAUUGAUAAUCCAGCAACCACUACAGGUGACAAUUCUGCCACAACCAGCAGCUUCAAGCAAGGUGCCCAUCGGUCCUGAACCACAAGUGACUGAACAACCCAGUAAACUUUCACCAAUUCAAACCAGGAUCACCAGGAGCAGGACAAAGCUUGCAGCUAGAUCCACUGUCGGGCAAGCUGUACAUGAUAAGCCAGUGGCAGGUACGCAGGAGUUAUCAGGGCAACUCAAGGGAGAGGAUGAGCUAGGGGUGACUCCACCACUACACAGUAGUCGGGUACAUUCAUCAGCUGCAGUCAAACCAGUAAAAAAUCUCGAGACAGCAUCUGCAUUGACUGCUCCUUCUGUUCAACCUGCUGCAGCCAGCUGCAGGGGUAAGCGGCUGCAGCCAAUUGCCCCAGCACCACCAGCGCAGCCUGUGCUGCAGCCCAACAGCCUGGUGGUUCCACUAAUGCUGCCCAACUCCACUGUACCCAUCAUGGCACUGGUCACUCCCCAGGGCUUGCUGUGUAUCCCUCCAGGCACAGUCAUGGGGCUACCCACUCAGAAUGCUCAAGCUCUAGCCACAGCCACUGUAGCCAGCCAAACCAGUACUACAGUUGUUACCACUAUGCCCCUGGGUGGAGCGAGCACCAGCACUGCAACUGGAGCACCAUUGAACUCCCACUUUGCACCCAGUCACUUAGUGACUGGUGACCCCAGCGUUGCACCAGUGCAGACCAUCUCCAGUAUAAAGCCAUCAUCAACCCAGCCACUGAACUCUCCUUCACUGGCAGUGUGCAAGUUGAUCCCACCAUCAUCCAAUUCAGCACAGAUUCAACAGACACAAACACCGACGCCUGCGAAUUGUGGAGCAUCAGCUCCAGCUCUGACAUCAACCAGUGCUGCAACACUGUCUGCAGAUCUUCCAGCAGCUAACCAUAUUGAUCCCAACAUCCCCACUCCUCCGACCACCAUGCAACUUGCUCAGGGACCUGGAUAUUCAAGGAUGACUGCAGAUAUUCCAAGCACCGGGUCUUCAUGUACACAGCCCAGCACCUUGACACAACCCAAGGGAACCAAUCUGCCAGCUACACGGUUGCAGUCGGACAAAGCCUCGAUUGACUUUAAACUUCUGUAUGACAACAAAGAUCUAGUAAUGAAAGGCUGGCUGGAAGGUGAAGGUGGUGUCCAUGUACCAGGGACACAAACCAGUCUACCUUAUCUGCCACCCUUUGCCUCGACUCUGAGAGGUUUCUCAAACCUUCUGCUGCACAAGAAGGUCCUGGAGCAGAACUUGCCUGCCCUUGAGCAAGACAAUGUAAAUGAACCAAAUGAUCCCAAAAAAAGACUUGAAGCUGCCAGGGUCCUAGUGAGCAAGCACCUGCAGAACAACCCUGCCUACCAGCUCUUGAAAGCUCGAUUUCUCUCUGCUUUUACACUACCUGCGUUUCUGGCCACAUUGCCGCCAAAGGGAACUUUGACCACAAUUGGCUCAUUAACCGAAGGUCUCAACCAAGACUCCACAGAAGAAAGUGAGUACACAGAGACAGAUACGGAGAGUGAGGAAGGUACUGAAGGAUUGUCAGAACACUGCAUCACAGAUGAAGUAACCAACAGAGAGCUAAACCAACCCGUUGAAAUCCCUGCUGAUCUGUCAUUUGGUUGCGACUUGCUGGGCAGCCUGGAAACAAUUGUCGGGGAUCAAAGUAACCCAGGGCCUCCCAUUGCUCCAGAAGUCUCCAAUGCCCCUGAGGAUGAGAUGCAAGUGCCAACCAGACGAAGCCGUCGUCUGAGAAAAAAUCCCUGAAAGUUGCAGAAUAUGCUGAGGAAUGAUGGUUACUGUUUUCUCGGAUUUGCUUCACUUCUGAACCUGUUUUCUGUUGAUGGAGUAGAAAUUGAGGGCCAGUCCGAAGACCUCUCACAAAACUAAAUUUCUAAUGAUUGACACUGAUUUUGUGUAGACAGCUGGAAGGAAGGGAUCAAAUAAUGUUUGUUUCUAACGUUUGUUCAGUCAUUUUAAUCAUGGUGGCAGAUUGCUUUCUGCAGCUGUGACAUUGUGUUUCUAUGGCCUACUUUUAGGGACUAUGAAUUGAUGUUUAGGGAGCUUCUGUGUAAAACAAUUGUACAGAAUCCUGCAGCUCCCUGGACCCUCUGUAAUUUUUAUGUAUUGUAUGUGGCAAAAUAAAAGUAUUUUACUCGUAAAUAAAAUUCUUUAAAUUC
Messenger RNA from Pristis pectinata (smalltooth sawfish), 4888 nucleotides. It is a transcript of the gene snapc4, whose product is annotated as small nuclear RNA activating complex, polypeptide 4. The record is from RefSeq and is a predicted model, not a curated record. Bases 108 to 4475 code for a protein of 1455 amino acids. The transcript has 22 exons. Lineage: Eukaryota; Metazoa; Chordata; Chondrichthyes; Rhinopristiformes; Pristidae.